Messenger RNA from Phymastichus coffea, 5374 nucleotides. RefSeq lists its product as uncharacterized. The coding region runs from base 101 to 3400 and encodes 1099 amino acids. The transcript is spliced from 10 exons. NCBI's taxonomy places the organism in Eukaryota, Metazoa, Arthropoda, Insecta, Hymenoptera, Eulophidae. The record is from RefSeq and is a predicted model, not a curated record.
AAAUACAAAUUUAUUUCAUGAGUGAUUGCAAGUUCAAAUAAAUAAUGUCAACUACGAUGAAUUGAAAGUGUUAUUAGUUUAUGUAACAAAAAUACGUAUUAUGUUGGCCAACGAGACAAACGAAUUUCCUGUUAAAAAAAAAUCAAAACUUUCACUCAAACUGAAUUUGUUAAAUACAACAUAUAAGUCAUCUAUUAAUAAUAAUAUUCUCUUACAAAGUAAUAACAUUUUAGAUGUGAAUAAAAUGACAAAUGCAGCUGUGAAUGUUGAAGUAGAUGAUAAUUUAGAUGAUUUUAUGUCACUGAAGAAGUUGAAACCCAUUCCUAAAAAAAUCAAACGAAGAAAUGUUAGGCCAUAUAGAUGUCCAGGAGACAAUAACUAUACUCAAGACAUACGUAUUGAUGCAUAUGAAAAAGCUAAAGCUGAUAAUAAUGAGUAUUGUUCAGAAGAUGAGUUUGUAAUUUUCAAAAAAAUGAAACAAAACAAAGAAAAGAAACCGUUGAUUGACAAAAGUGGCAGUUUAAAAAAGGAAACAAAAAAGUAUUGUGACAGGUCAAUGAAUUCUAUAGAAGCAAAGUUUAAAGAACCUGUUGUGCCAUUGGUUGCCAUUAAUAAAUUAAAUGAAGUAGACAACAACCCCAAAAGUAACAAGAGUCUUCGAAAAGAAUUAAAAAAUAUUAAAAUAAAUAAUAUUAUGAUUGAGGACUCUAGUACAUCUGAUGAUGAAGUUAUUCCCAACUCUCAAAAAAUUGUUCGUGAUAGCAUCUUGAGAGAGAAAAUCAUUAAUGAUCACAACAUAGAAGCUAAGAGAUUGAUAAGAAUAAAAAAUGAAAAUUCAGAUUUAAAAAGCUUAAUGCAGAUUAGUAUGUUUUGGAAUUCUCAUCACAGUAUUCAACUAAUUUAUUCAGAGCAACACACAGAAAAAGGAACAGUUUAUCAUAUACCAAAACAAGAUUGUGUACUAAUGACAGUUUUAGACCCAAAUCAGGACACUACAAAUAUUUCAAAUAUAGAAAAUUGCAAAGUACCUGUAAAAAUAAACAAUGAAAGUUUGAAUAAGAAUAAUACUCAUACCAUUUUGCGGAAUAACAAUGCCCUUCAGCAAGAAAAUAUUCAUUUUCCAAUUCUAGACAGCUCAAUAAACUUUCAAGAUGCCCCUGAAAGUGAUAUAAAAAAUCAAAAUGUAGAUUUAGCUGCAGAACAGUGUAAUGUACAAAUAAGUGAAAUAAGAAAAUUAGAAGUGGUUGAAGAACCCUUACAAUCAGGCAUGAGUGAAAUUCAACGAAAAGAAAAAGGAACAGUUUAUAAUAUAUCAAAACAAGAUUGUGCACCAAUGACAGUUUUAGAUCCAAAUCAGGACACUACAAAUAUUUCAAAUAUAGAAAAUUGCAAAGUACCUGUAAAAAUAAACAAUGAAAGUUUGAAUAAGAAUAAUACUCAUACCAUUUUGCGGAAUAACAAUGCCCUUCAGCAAGAAAAUAUUCAUUUUCCAAUUCUAGACAGCUCAAUAAACUUUCAAGAUGCCCCUGAAAGUGAUAUAAAAAAUCAAAAUGUAGAUUUAGCUGCGGAACAGUGUAAUGUACAAAUAAGUGAAAUAAGAAAAUUAGAAGUGGUUGAAGAACCCUUACAAUCAGGCAUGAGUGAAAUUCAACGAAAAGAAAAAGGAACAGUUUAUAAUAUAUCAAAACAAGAUUGUGCACCAAUGACAGUUUUAGAUCCAAAUCAGGACACUACAAAUAUUUCAAAUAUAGAAAAUUGCAAAGUACCUGUAAAAAUAAACAAUGAAAGUUUGAAUAAGAAUAAUACUCAUACCAUUUUGCGGAAUAACAAUGCCCUUCAGCAAGAAAAUAUUCAUUUUCCAAUUCUAGACAGCUCAAUAAACUUUCAAGAUGCCCCUGAAAGUGAUAUAAAAAAUCAAAAUGUAGAUUUAGCUGCGGAACAGUGUAAUGUACAAAUAAGUGAAAUAAGAAAAUUAGAAGUGGUUGAAGAACCCUUACAAUCAGGCAUGAGUGAAAUUCAACGAAAAGAAAAAGGAACGGUUUAUAAUAUAUCAAAACAAGAUUGUGCACCAAUGACAGUUUUAGAUCCAAAUCAGGACACUACAAAUAUUUCAAAUAUAGAAAAUUGCAAAGUACCUGUAAAAAUAAACAAUGAAAGUUUGAAUAAGAAUAAUACUCAUACCAUUUUGCGGAAUAACAAUGCCCUUCAGCAAGAAAAUAUUCAUUUUCCAAUUCUAGACAGCUCAAUAAACUUUCAAGAUGCCCCUGAAAGUGAUAUAAAAAAUCAAAAUGUAGAUUUAGCUGCGGAACAGUGUAAUGUACAAAUAAGUGAAAUAAGAAAAUUAGAAGUGGUUGAAGAACCCUUACAAUCAGGCAUGAGUGAAAUUCAACGAAAAGAAAAAGGAACGGUUUAUAAUAUAUCAAAACAAGAUUGUGCACCAAUGACAGUUUUAGAUCCAAAUCAGGACACUACAAAUAUUUCAAAUAUAGAAAAUUGCAAAGUACCUGUAAAAAUAAACAAUGAAAGUUUGAAUAAGAAUAAUACUCAUACCAUUUUGCGGAAUAACAAUGCCCUUCAGCAAGAAAAUAUUCAUUUUCCAAUUCUAGACAGCUCAAUAAACUUUCAAGAUGCCCCUGAAAGUGAUAUAAAAAAUCAAAAUGUAGAUUUAGCUGCGGAACAGUGUAAUGUACAAAUAAGUGAAAUAAGAAAAUUAGAAGUGGUUGAAGAACCCUUACAAUCAGGCAUGAGUGAAAUUCAACGAAAAGAAAAAGGAACGGUUUAUAAUAUAUCAAAACAAGAUUGUGCACCAAUGACAGUUUUAGAUCCAAAUCAGGACACUACAAAUAUUUCAAAUAUAGAAAAUUGCAAAGUACCUGUAAAAAUAAACAAUGAAAGUUUGAAUAAGAAUAAUACUCAUACCAUUUUGCGGAAUAACAAUGCCCUUCAGCAAGAAAAUAUUCAUUUUCCAAAUCUAGAACGUUCAAUAAACUUUCAAGAUGCCCUCGAAAGUGAUACAAAAUGUAAAAAUGAAGAUUCAGCCGCAGAACAAUGUAAUGUACAAACAAGUGAAAUAAGAAAAUUAGGAAUGGUAGAACAAUCCUCACAAUCAGGUAUAAGUGAAAUUCAGACGACUAAAGAAAUGACAUAUCAAAACCCAUGCCAGAAUAACGUAAUUGAAUUAAAAAAAAUAAAUAAAAGCUCAAGGAAAUGGAAGGUUCGUAAAACUGCUAAGAAGAAAGUUUUGAAAUCCAGAGCAAAUUUACUGACACUAAAAAAGUUUCAAGCGAAAAAACUGAAGUACAAAAGCGUUUAUAAAUUUUGGUGGACAUCAAAGUAUCUAAAAAGAAAAUAUGCAUUUUCUGUGAUCAGAAUGAGUCAUGCAAGAACAAUAAGAUCGUAACAAUGAAAUAUAAGUAUCAAAACAAAUGAUACUACAAACAUAUUUAUACUUUAAGUUUUAUGUGUAUCGUUCGUUAUUUAUUCAGUUAAACGUUGAAUUACACAAUUUAUUUUGAUGAUAUGACGACUAUUUAAAAAAUUCUAUCUGAGAUAAUAAUAAAAUCAACACAAUGUCGAUAUUUAAUUUCGUAGCGAAACGAUAGGCAAUAGGUCUCUGUUCGCAAGUUCGUAUAGGUUUCUUCUUCCGGCAGUAAAGUUUUGUUUACUAAAAUGUGAAAUUUGAAGAAAAGUAAUGUUUUUAUAUUUCCGAGUAAUAGCGUAAUGUUUGUUCAACGUAUAUCAAUGUCAGUCUUCUUUUGCAAGCUGCUCUUUGAGCUUUGAUCUUCUCGUUCGAAGACGUAGGGCUUGCUCAGUUACGAGCUUACUUUGCAUCAUUGCAAACAUCGCGGAAAAGAUCUGCUCGUUGAGCUUGCAUCAGUUACAACGCACGUCGGCAAAGUAUCUAAGUAAAUGUCGCCGAGCUUUGAGCUUGCGCGCGAUGAUCCGCUGAACACUUUUGUCGUCAGACAGCACUCUGAACCGAAAGUAAUGAUUUUACGUGCUCCGUAUUCAUGUUAUAUUCGCUCUUAUGCUACUUCUUCGCUCAGUUCCGUUGGUUGAUUGCUUCGUUCUAAUGUAGUUCUUAUAUAAAAGUUUAGUGUGGAGUUUUGCUAUUUUGGACAUUAUUUAUUACUCGAACGCGAUUAUAGACCAAUACAGUGUUUCGUAAAUGAUUUGAUAGUUUUUUAAAGUUCAUAUUUUAAUAAUUAAGUAAUUUAUUAUCAUCGAAAUAAUGUUUGAAUUCCUUGUUUGGGAAAAGAGAAGGGUUUAUUCUUACAAUGACUGGUGAUGUUUAGAACUGAAGAACGUUGAUGCACCAUACAUGUAUAUUAUCUUUGCACUUGCGUUAUUUGGUCUCGAUGCAUAAAAUUACGAGUUUGGCUUUAUAUCAAAGUAUGCACGUAAAAGUUCUGAUAGAAGCCAUGCGUGUGGUUUGCUUGCAUGAAAUGGCCCCGAUUGGCUGUAAGCUGCUCAAAUUUACGCUCGGUAAAUUACGUAAUUAUAACAUGGUGACAGCACUUGCUUGGUUGAGAGAAAACGCUCCCAUAACCGGGCUGUACUCCGCCGAGAAUGUUGUGACACCUGACGCGACCUGACCUACUUUUUUCGUUUAGUAGGCUCGUAAGAGUCAGAAAGAGAGAACCACGAUUCAGCCAAUCGACCACUGAAAUGCCUCUAGGCUUGCUUAAAUAGCGACUUUGAAAUGAUGUAUAAACGACCGUACUGAUCAGAAUCGCGAGAUUUAGAUUACAAACGUGUUAACAUUAAUAAAAUGGUGAUUUCGGUUCAAUUUCGAAAAAAAUUUUUAUUUAGUCAGUUCAAAAUCUUUAAGUUCUCUAAUAAAAAUAUGCCAAUUUCACCUAUCAUUCAACAUUUUGAACUACUUCUAACUAAAAAAACUUGCGAAAAUAAUUUGUCGUUAUCUAUAACAUCUAUUGUCAGUAAUGUUUUGAUCAUGUAUGAUCUAUAAUUUAGGCAAAACAUUGAAGAAAAGUCGUGACAAAUAUUUUUCAUUCGUGGUAUAUAAAUAGACGUUAGAUCGACACCUUAAUAGUCGUGGCAAUUUAAUUCUUGCAAAAAAACGAAAGUCAAAGACGUGCAUUACAAAAUCGCCAGGUGCAUGCUACUGUUUGUGAUUCAAAAUGUAUGGUAUGAAAGUCGCUCAUACACUUGUACAGUGAUUGUGGUUACAUUUAUAAAUCGUGGUAAUGUCUAAUCUUAUGUAUUUUAUGCUAAAAUGUCUAAAAAAUUAAUUUUCUACUCAUUUACAUCCAAUUAUCAUUCAUUUAUUUUUUUCAGUCACAAUUCUCUUUGGACAUAUAUUUUCUAUAUUCUAAUCAUUCACAAAAUAUAUCGUUCACACUUAAAAUAAAUG